Cylicostephanus goldi is the source of this 402-nucleotide messenger RNA. Lineage: Eukaryota; Metazoa; Nematoda; Chromadorea; Rhabditida; Strongylidae. The record is from the annotation of a GenBank genome assembly.
AUGGAGUGUAUGGUAUCGACUGGUCCUUUCGAUAUCACCCUCAAAGUGAUGAAUGUGGAAUCUAACGAAAGCCAAGCAGGAGAGUGUGGCUCAUAUCCAAUAUGGGCUGUCAUCAAUAGGUGUAUAGUUCUUUGUGCAAAUAGAAAGUACUCCGAGGCUGAGACACUGUAUAAGGAGAUACAAGAAUCAACUUCCUCCAACGAAUUGUAUAGAAGAACCGUUCUAGCCCUUGGAAUUUUUAUUUACUCGAAACUGAGUCGUGCACAAGACGCAUUUCGAUUGAUUGAAGACUUGCGAAAAACACAAGAUGAUGAAGAUCGUCACGGGCGUCUGAGCACAGCAGAGGACCCAAUGUUAGUUUUGGCACGGAUAGAGGCGGAAAGGGAGUUGCCGAUUGUGUGA